AUGCAGGUGAUUGACUUCGCCAAUGACGAUGCGACCUUAUUCGCGCAUACGAAGAAGAGGGGCCGAAAGCCUAAAAACUCCGGUCUGGCGCCACCACCUGCCGCUUCUGAACAUGCCGCGGCAGCUGCACCAUGCGCUGAUAGCUCCGACGGCGACACUGACGCUGACGAGUCUGACGAGUCUGACUCAGACGCUCCCCGUACUAAGCGCUGGACUAUGCCCGAUCAGCUGGCGUUCCUCACAGCCCGCUCCGACACCUACAUUGGACAUGUCCGCGACGAAACCACAGACGACUUUUGGCCCGAAAUCUAUGGUGAAUGGUUUGUGGAGUUUCCUGAACGUCCACGUGGCCUCCGCCAUCUCGAGCUGUCCAAGAUGAACGAGAAGCAGCGCCGCAUAUACCGCAAGGCUGUAGUGAAACGCAAGAAGCAACUGCAUACAUGGUUCCGUUGGCACACAAAGCCAGAGCUGACUGCCUCACGCGCCAUUCACAAGUCAUCCACUCUCCUCGACAACAUCAUCAUCCCUCGUACACGCGUUCAUACCAAUGUCGAGAUCUAUACUCGACUCUUCUACGACGACAGAGUUGGACCAAGCCUUCUGAAGGAUCCCGACUACCCUGGCCCCGCCGACAACAACCACCUCCAGUUUGUUCGAAAGCACGUGGCCGCGCUGCUAGAACGAGACAAGGACGACCCUCUUGUGAAGGAGAAGAUCGCAGGCCAUAGGGAGGCCGCGGCAGAGUUUAAAGCGAAGAAAGAAGCUGGGGAGCCGUUAGAGGACGAGUUGGAGCUCAUCACAACCCUAGCCAGGAAUAUGCCGGGAUCUAUCAAAGAGAUCCUGACACUUUCUUCACAGAAGAUUGCUGGCGGUCGGUCUACUGGCCUCUGCGCCUCUGUCAUCAUGGGUGUUCGCGACCCUAUGAGUGGUCGCAUGACUGUAGGCAGCAUCCACGUCGGUACCACGCCCGACAACAAGAGCUUUGGCCACGUCUCAGCGCUUUGGGAUCAGAUGGAGAAGGAAUAUGAUACGUGGGCAGAGACAGCGACGCCACCAAAGCCCCUGUUCAUUCAACAUGCCUCAACGAGUCGAGGUGGCGACAACAGUACCAAGAAGGGAGUGGGGAAGGCUGAAGGCGACAACGAGAGUGGGCGAGGUGGGGAAGAAGGCACAGUCCAGAGUGCCACUCUUUAUACUUUACCGACAGAUGAAUUCAGCGAUGAUGUUUCCGCAUCCGGAAAUGCUUCUGGCCCCCUCGAGCUCCCGAGCCGACCUCUGUCUUCACCCACCUUUCCCGAGCAUGGUGAUGCCCCUCUCGCGCUCCCGAGCCAACCUUCGACUUCCCCUCCUUUUCCCGAACAUGGAGACUGCAAUGUGUUGCUAGCACCCAUUUUGGGCUUUGUUGGCGAACAUAUGCCACUCAGAGAUGAAGCGGCCCAGCCUGCUAAUGACACUUCUAUGAUCCAAGGUAAACCCCAGCGAAUGGGUUUUGUCAUUCCACCCAAGGCUUACGCUAGCCACUCAGGGUCUACGGCUUCAGUCACCGGGUCUACCGGAUCAACGGACCCGUCAUUAGGCACAAUCGAAGACUUUGACUGGUCCUGGAUGGAGGGCAUUGACUGGUCCAGCGUCAGCCAAGAUGCCAAUCCCUUAUCCAGCAAUCAACCAUCGACGUCUCCACUGAAUACUCUAUGGACAGAACAGUCGCAUAUUCUGGCACAGCCAAACUCGACAACAUCUCUGGUUUCCGCGGUCUCAUCAAUUGCGACUUCGGAACCAUUAUUUCCACUCGGAGAAGGCUUGGCCUCUUAUCCACCAGCCAGUGCUGCGUACUCGCAAAUACCAUUCACACAUCCCGAAAUCUCUCCGUCGCAUGGGCAAACGGGCACUACAUACUCCGAGCUGCCGUUCGCACAUGGGGAAGCCUUCACGCCCUACUUGCAGACUGGUGAUCCUUACUCGCAGAUGAUGCAGACCCCCUUGAUCCACCAGCAGAACAUGUCACCUCUCCAAGACACAUCCAAUUUCAACUCGAACGCGCCAAAUUCCUACGGUUUACAGACCUCUCAAGCUCUCGGAUUCGGAUUCGAACCUGUCCUUGCACCCUAUCCCUCGUUUGAGGGCUUGCCUGUCCACGCUCCAUCCCCUGUCCUACCUCACCCCCAGCAUUCACCAGAUUCAACCGGAGUGUCGCAUUCAUCACCGCUAGGCUCGCUCAAUCCCUCUACGAUCCAUGUCUCCAUCACACAGGAGCCGCAGAUCCGCCAUUCCACUUCCCAAAUGCAGCACCUUGAGCCGGCUCACGAGACUUCGCGGGUCAACGACCCCAUUGAUCUGGCUGAUGCCUCAACAGCAGUCGACACGCGUGAGGGCAAUGACUCGAUCAACAUUCCCGAGGCAGAGGCCAUACUGGGCGGCUCCACUCGCACGCGGUCAGGGCGAACUUCCAAGCCUAGCCUCCGCCGUACCAAAGAUAACGAGAUUGGAGCCAAUGCUCGUCCGCCCCAGGAUGGCGAAAAUGUCAUGGGGAGUAAGCGCCGCGCCGGAGAAAAUCAACCUGGAGGAGCCAAGAAGUAUGAAGGUAAAAAGGGGCUGAUUUGA
Molecule: messenger RNA, 2601 nt
Organism: Coniophora puteana RWD-64-598 SS2
Lineage: Eukaryota; Fungi; Basidiomycota; Agaricomycetes; Boletales; Coniophoraceae
Exons: 14
Coding region: 1-2601 (866 amino acids)
Source: RefSeq, a predicted model, not a curated record